Ipomoea nil (Japanese morning glory) is the source of this 879-nucleotide messenger RNA. RefSeq names its product zinc finger BED domain-containing protein RICESLEEPER 2-like. Gene Ontology annotation, molecular function: DNA binding. The record is from RefSeq and is a predicted model, not a curated record. The transcript has a single exon. The coding region runs from base 1 to 879 and encodes 292 amino acids. Lineage: Eukaryota; Viridiplantae; Streptophyta; Magnoliopsida; Solanales; Convolvulaceae.
AUGCAAAACAUUUUAAAGGAGCAAUUAUCUUUUCAUGAUAGUUUGUUGUGUGAUGGAGAGUUUUUCCACAUUCGUUGUUCAGCCCAUAUAUUAAAUCUCAUUGUACAAGAGGGGUUGAAAGUGGUUAAUCCAGCUUUGCAUAAAAUUAGAGAGUCUGUCAAAUAUGUGAAAGGUUCUGAGGGUAGGAUGCAGAAGUUUGAAGAAUGUAUAAGUGCAGUUGGUAACAUUGAUACUAGUAUUGGUUUGAGAUUGGAUGUGGUUACUAGGUGGAACUCCACAUAUUUAAUGUUGGAAAGUGCUAUCAAGUACAAAAGGGCAUUUGCUUCUCUUCAAUUGAAUGAUAGACAGUAUAAAUUUUGCCCUUCAAAUGAAGAAUGGAAAAGGGGUGAGAAAAUAUGUGAGUUUCUUGAGCCAUUUUAUGAGGUGACAAAUUUGAUUUCCGGUUCUUCCUAUCCUACCUCAAAUCUUUAUUUUAUGCAAGUUUGGAAGAUUGAAAGUAUGUUGAAAGAAAACUUGGAUAAUGAAGAUGUCUUGAUAAGUGGAAUGUGUAAAAAGAUGUUUGACAAAUUUGAUAAAUAUUGGAGUGAAUAUAGUCUAGUGCUUGCAUUUGGAGCUAUUUUUGAUCCAAGGAUAAAGCUUGUAACAUUGGAGCAUUUAUAUGGGGAGGUUGAGAGUGAUCCAACUAAACUUCAAGAAAUGAUUUCACUUUUGAAGACAAAGUUGAACAAGCUUUUUAGUGCUUAUGCGGAUAUUAUUACUCCACCUCUUUCUCAACCACAGUUUUCUCAAGUCACAUCUUCAAGUAUGCAAAGUGGAAGUUUAGGUAAAAGUCAAAGAAAAAGAGCAUUUGAAGUAAGUAUUUUAAGUUUGCAUUUGUGA